This is a messenger RNA of Fundulus heteroclitus (mummichog), 4774 nucleotides long. Its product is annotated as usherin-like. The transcript is spliced from 22 exons. Gene Ontology annotation, molecular function: protein binding. NCBI's taxonomy places the organism in Eukaryota, Metazoa, Chordata, Actinopteri, Cyprinodontiformes, Fundulidae. The record is from RefSeq and is a predicted model, not a curated record. The coding region runs from base 1 to 3657 and encodes 1218 amino acids.
AUGGUUGAGGGGUUCCCGCCUCCAGUCAAUGCUGACCAUCCCACCCCCUCCCCCUUCCAGGGUUCAGUGCUGGAGGCAGCAGUCUUUGGUCUUGACCCCUACAGUCGGUACAGUCUCCGUGUGGAAGCUGUGAAUGGGGCAGGCAGUGUUUCCAGUCCAUGGGUGGAGGUCAUGACCCUGGAGGCUUCUCCGACGGGCCUGGGAAACAUCACAGUGGAGCAGAGAGAGGAGGGCAGAGCGUUGCUGCUCAGCUGGGAUGAGCCGCGCGCUCCAAAUGGAGUAAUCACGAUGUAUAAUUUGUACAGUGAGGGGAACCUGGAGUUCAGCGGACUAUUGCGGAGUUUCCUGUUCCGUCGUUUGGAGCCAUGGACCGUUUACUCUCUGAUUCUUGAAGCCUGUACCGCAGCAGGCUGCACGCACAGCCCUCCUCAGCACAUCAUCACAGCAGCGGCGCCACCUGCUUCCCAGCUGCCCCCCAGGCCUCUUUCAGUCGGCCCCGACCAUGUGUCGCUUACUUGGUACCCUCCCUCACAACCCAAUGGGUUGAUUGGAGAAUAUUCUUUGCUUGGAAGGAAUUUGGAUGAGAUGGGGAGGUUACGAAACAAUGAAGAGGAUACCGAUGGGGGAAAGGUGCUCUUCACAGAAACAUCCCCGCAGCAAGCUGAGUCCUUCUCCUACACAGUAACUGAUUUGCGCCCCUGGACCCAAUACGAGUUCAGCAUCUGUACUCACAACCCAGCCGGACACACCUGCAGCCCCUGGGUAAAUGUAACAACUAGACAAGCCCCCCCUCGUGGCCUAGGCCCUCCAACUGUGAGUCACGUCCGGGGCCGGCCAAGUGAGGUGGUCAUAUCCUGGGCUCCUCCGUUGGAGGCAAACGGGGUUUUACAGUCCUACAGAAUACAGAGAAACAAUGUCAGUUUCUCGUUCAGUUUUGACCCGGAUGUCCUGACCUACACAGACGAAAACCUGCAUCCAUUUUCACUAUAUAGCUAUUCAGUGACAGCCUGCACCUCUGAGGGGUGUAUAACCAGCCCCCAGACCAACAUCACAACGCUAGAAGCUCCACCUGCUGUGGUGGAAGCCCCCGCAGUGGACGCCAUAACUUCUGAUCAUAUAAACAUUUCAUGGAGUAAACCGCUGAUGCUGAACGGAGAGGUGACAGAAUAUGUCCUGAAACUGAACAACAAGGAGGCUUAUCGAGGGAGAGACCUCAAAACGACGCUGUCAGGUCUGCAGCCAUAUACGUCCUAUCAACUGGUUCUGUUGGCUUGUACCAGAGGUGGCUGCACUACCAGCAACACAAUAACCGUAGUUACUGAGGAAGCUCCCCCAACUCACCUGGCUCCCCCAACUCUUAAGGUUACUGGCCCCGAGUCAGUUGAGAUCACCUGGAGACCACCCAAUCAUCCUAAUGGGAUCAUCACUGGGUAUGAGCUCUCCAGAGAUGGUGAAGUUAUCUAUGUUGGCACAGACACCCAUUAUCAUGACUUCACUCUUCUGCCAAGCAAGGAGUACAGCUAUAUUGUCAGGGCCAACAACAGCAGAGGGGCUGUCAGCAGCAACGUAGCCACAGCAAAGACUCAUUCAUCAGCUCCGUCUGGUGUGGGCUUCCCAACACUAACAUCACUGGAGGCAACCCAGGUUAGAGUAGAGUGGCAGACGCCAGCUAGACCUAAUGGAGACAUUGUGAGGUACACUGUGUAUCUGAGAGAUCCAGUCCAGUCUAACAUCACCAGUGCUGUCUUCACUCCAGAGGACAAAGCCUUUUCUGACAAGCAAAUCAUUCUGCGUGGGCUGGGUCCUUACCAUAGGUAUGAAGUGAGGGUAGAGGCUUGCACAGUGCUUGGCUGUUCCUCCAGUGACUGGUCCUCAGUACUCACGCUGGAGGCUCCCCCUACUGGUCAGCGGGCACCACUUUUAGAUCUCACAUCUGACCCUCAUACCGGCCUGCAGACAAGCUUUCUUCUCACCUGGUCCCCCCCGGCCCAGGCGAAUGGUAGGAUCAUCCAUUACGUGGUCCACCGCAGGCUGGGCGCCUCAGACAGAGACGAGACGGGUUCAGCAACAGUUGUUUACAAGAAUGUCUCUACAUCAUUCAAUGACAGCGGACUCCAGCCUUACACGGCGUACCAGUACCAGGUGUGGGCUGUAAAUUCAGCCGGUUAUGCUUCCAGUCCAUGGGUCAGUGGCAGAACAGGACCUGCUCCGCCUCAGGGUGUGGGGCUGCCUAUUUUUCUGGAUGUUUCUGCAACCUCAGCAGUCGUGGACAUACACCCUCCGGCUCAACCCAACGGGAUUGUGAGCCUCUUCAGGGUGUUCUCUGUGGACCGCGACAAUCACACCCUGGUCUCUGAGGGCACGUCCCAUCAACAGACGCUCCAUGGGUUACGUCCUUACACUCAGUACUGGGUGGGAGUUGAGGCCUGCACCUGCUAUCAGUGUUGCAGCCGGGGUCCAAUGAGAGAGCUUCACACCCUUGCUGCCCCCCCAGCCGACCAACGUCCCCCUCGUCUCAUUACCCUGACCUCCCGCUCGGUUCAGAUGGAAUGGGACGAGCCGAAAGCACCUAAUGGAGUCAUCGAAAGCUGCGAGCUUCAUAUCAGGUCAUCCUGCCCUCAGCCCCCCCAGCCAAUACCAUCAGCUUGCACUGAGGGACCAACAGAAAUCUGUUUCUUUGGCAAACAGCGGAGCUAUAAUGUCACAGGUCUCCAACCAUACUCUACCUACGAGCUGAGGGCUGCCUGCUUCAAUAACAUGGGCAGCACUGCCUCCAACUGGACAGCCGUCAGCACACUCAGCGAACCCCCCCAGUAUGUGUCUCCGUUCUCCGUGGACAGCAACCUGACAGUGAUCUGGCUGGACUGGGCGGGGACCUUUUCCCUCAACGGGUACCUGAGGGAGUACACCGUGACCGAGAGCCAGCUCAGAGUUUACAGUGGCUUCUACAGCUACCUUCAUAUUCCACGCACCUCACAGAAAACUCUGUCCUUUCAGGUGACUUGUAUCACAGACAGCGGCAGUGCCAGCACACCCACCAUCAAAUACAGCCCAGCCACUGGUCUUGGUCCACUUGAGCCUGUUGAUGGUGAUAAGCAGGGUGUCAGCAUCUCAGCCACGCCUGUUUACUCUGAAUUGUGGUUUAUUCUGUUGUUCACUCUGCUGGGUCUGUUCCUGCUUGCAAUACUGAUCGGCUUACUGCUAAAAAGAGCUUUGAGGAAGAAUCCGUCAGCCAGACAGCGCCCUCCACUGGUCAUGCUUCAGAAGACCAGAAAGGCUGGAGGAGACACGUACACGUUUGACACUGUAGCAGACUGUGUUGAGAUCAGCAACAUUAUACUUAAAAGCUACACUGUGUACACAGAGGGCCUGACAGACACAAAGAUUGUUGGCAGCAGCUCACGCUACAGCCCCAUGUCUGUCCUGCGGGCUCCCAGUCAAACAGACCUAACACAAGCCUACUCUCAGCAUUCCCUGCACCGCAGCGUCAGUCAGCUGAUUGACAGGAAGUCACUGAUGAUGGAGGAAGGAUGCUGGGAUAACCCACUGGGACAUGAUUCUGGACUGUAUGUGGAAGAAGAUGAGUUUGUGGACGCCAUAAAGGCCUUAAGUUCUGGGAAAAAAGAGCACACCAUGUUCACUGACACUCAUCUUUAGGACAAGAUUCCAGAAAAGACAAGGCUGUAAACACGGUAAAACACUCGUCCUGUUUGGAGUCUUUUUAUCGUGCCCCAUCAGUUGUAUGAGCUAAGCAGUCUUUGCUUGAGUAGAGUCGGGGACACAACAUUAAUGUUACAAUUUAGAGUUUACAUAUAGACUAAAGCCUUCAUAUCUGGACAUUUUAUAGCAUAGAUCAGUGAUCCUCAACCCUGGUCCUCAGCUGCCAUCAGGUGCUGCAGAAGCCAGGUUUGUGGCAGCAAGGGAACACCUAAAAAGUGACGGACAGUGGGUCCUGAGGACCAGGGUUGAUAUCCACUGGCAGAGUUUGUUUGUGAAUGUUUGGGUUAGAUUAUCAUCCACUUUGUCUGCUUGCCAACUGCUUUUAGAGGGUUUAAAUUCUCAGUACGAGCAAUCCAGAAGCAGGUUCAUGUCCUCGCCUGGUAAUUGUGCCUAUUACUAUAUCUGUAAUCGACACCGCUGGGGCUUCAAUUGUAGACGGACGCAUGGCCUUCAUGUUAUUGUUACUAGAGAGACUUGCCAACUUUUUAAUGUUUAUUAUUAUUAUUAAUGUAAAUGUUGGUGGUAAUCGCAGAUGUGCUGUUUGUUGUGAUGUAACCCAAAAGUCCAAACUGAGAUUUUGUCUUACUGUAUCUUUGUGAAUUUUCUGCUUAUUGCAAUUUAAAUGUAAAACAAAUGGCUGAUAGUCAAUCAAAUGUGUUUACUUGUUAAUGUGAUCACUGACUGUUAUUAUGUCUGUGGCUUACAGAUUAUUUCAGUGUUGUCUUGUUAAAAACUUCAAUUUCAACUAAAAAGAGACAAAGGGAAAGUCCUGUUUAUUAUCAUUUAUAGGAGUAAAAACACUGAUUACGUCUAGAUUCCACAAACUGAACCUAGAAACAGUAUUUAUUAGAGAUAUAUUUACUUAUAUUUGAAUGUUGAUGACUUAUAAUAACUUAUGUGUACAAUAUUCAAGUUUGUUGUUAUGACCAACCUUUUUUUAAAAAAAACACUGGCAGUAUUAUGUAUGGACGUAUGUUUUUUUUUUGUUUUUUUUAAUACUUCAUAGAUUGAGUAUUUUCAGGUGAAUAAUUAAAGGAAAUGAUCAAAAUCUGAA